Molecule: messenger RNA, 11394 nt
Organism: Arabidopsis arenosa
Lineage: Eukaryota; Viridiplantae; Streptophyta; Magnoliopsida; Brassicales; Brassicaceae
Source: the annotation of a GenBank genome assembly
GCUUGUAGUCUGUUGAACUUGAUCGGCUUGCAUUCUAUCUUGAUUCUGACAUGUCUCCGUGGCAUAUUGACAAACCAUGGGAGGUUCUAACUCCUUUUGAGUGGGAUCAGGAUGGUAAGCCAGCUGACUGCCUCACGAGGAAGCAUUUCUAUAUUCUGCAACCUGUCUCAGGGAAUGCGAAGUACUCUAAGUCUCAACCAAAUGAAUCUUCAAAUACUGCUCAACCUUUGCAGAAGGCAUAUGUAAACUUAGACGAUGUGACACUUUGUUUAUCAAAGGGAGGAUACAGGGAUGUCAUGAAACUUGCUGAUAAUUUUGCUGCAUUUAAUCAGCGUUUGAAAUAUGCACAUUACCGUCCAUCUGUUCCAGUUAAAAUCGACGCAAAAUCGUGGUGGCAAUAUGCUUACAGAGUUGUUUCAGAACAAAUUAAGAUAGCAAGCGGGAGAAUGUCAUGGGAGCACGUUUUAAAGUACACUAGUCUACGCAAGAGAUACAUCACACAGUAUGCUUCGUUACUGAAAUCUGAUAUCAGUAGGAUAGUUGUUGAUGAUGAUGAAGAAAUCGAGGCCCUUGAUCGGGAACUUGAUACCGAUGUUAUUUUGCAAUGGAGGAUGUUGGCGCACAAGUUUGUUGAGAGGUCGGUACAGGCAGAAAAUUACUCGAAGAAGCAACAGGCUAAAAGUUCAUGGUGGCCAUUCGGAGGGAAGAGUGAAGUGUCCGAAGGUGAAGGAGAAUCUAUUCAAUUCACAGAUGAAGAUUGGGAACGGUUAAAUAAAGUCAUAGGGUACAAAGAAGGUGAUGAGCAAUCAAUUAUCAACAAUGCAAAACCUGAUGCUCUCCACACUUUCUUGGAGGUACAGAUGAAGCGUAGUGCUUCAAAACUUUAUGAUGGGGAGAAAGAAUGUCUUGCGGAGUUAUCAUGUGAAGGUCUUAAUUGCUCCGUUAAGCUUUUCCCAGAGACGAAGAUAGCUGACAUUAAAUUAGGGAGAUAUCGCUUGUCAUCGCCAAGUGGUCUGCUUGCUGAGAGUGCACCUGCCUCUCACUCUGUACUUGCUGUCUUCUGUUAUAAGCCCUUUGAUGCUAAAGUUGACUGGAGUCUUGUUGCAAAAGCUUCUCCAUGUUACAUGACUUAUCUAAAGGAUUCCAUUGAUGGAAUUGUCAACUUCUUCGAAAGCAGUACUGCUGUGAGCCAGACAAUAGCUUUGGAGACUGCCGCUGCUGUACAGUCAACUAUUGAUGAAGUUAGACGCACUGCUCAAGAAGGAAUGAAUAGAGCAUUGAAAGAUCAUUCAAGGUUUCUGCUCGACUUAGAUAUUGCAGCACCCAAAAUCACAAUUCCAACAGAAUUUCGUCCUGAUAACCAUCGUUCUACAAAGCUUCUUCUAGACCUGGGUAAUUUGGUCAUCCGUUCCCAGGACGACUAUAAGCACGAACUGACAGAGGAAUGGAUAUUUAUUGAUAAGUGUGGGGUACUCUUAAAACUUCAACAGAUCUUUCAAACUAAGGAUGAUGAGAGCUCUCAAAUUCUACGUCCUGGGAAGAAGCUGAUUUUGAGGGGUGGUUGUCUAUUCUUAGCUGGAAGUGUCAAUUCCAUGAAUAGGGAAGAGAAGCUACGUGGCAGCGGCCGUGGGUACUUAUGCUUAGUUUGGUCCAUUUAUCUACGUGCUCGAAAACUACGCGGGAAGCAUCUAUACAAAGUUCCCGUAGAGCUUGCGGGAGGAGUAGAGCAUGUCUUGUCCAUUCGUAAUGCUUCUCGGAUCAGUGAUAAGGUUAUGGAGGAUGUAAAUGCACUCAUAUUGAUGUUUGACUCUGAAGACUCCAAAAAACAUGGCAUAGCCGUUUGCAGGGCGCUGUCUAUCGGGCCUCGUUAUGGUCAUCAGGAUGAUGCUUCUUUCAUGGCGGUGCUUCUUGCCAGAGAGAGUAAAUUGUUCGAGUUUAGGGCCUUAGGUGGGAAGGUUGAAGUUUCGAUGAGAGGGAGUGAUAUGUUUAUUGGGACUGUACUAAAAUCUUUGGAAAUAGAAGAUUUGGUGAGCCAUUCUGGUUUAAACGAAUCUUGUUAUUUGGCAAGAUCUUUUAUUCAGUCUUCAGAAAUGCUUCCAUCCUUUGAAGAUGCUGAGAGCAGGAGCCCUGAACGCAUUGAUCCUACUUCUAGUGAAGGGGAGGAAAAGUUUUAUGAAGCACCAGAAAUCUUGGUUGAUUCCAUUGACUAUACAUCUCUCAGGACCCCUAGUUUUAGUCGCAUUGAUGGAUUGCUUCCUGUUGACAACAAGAAUAUCACUAAGCCAAGCAAUGAGACAACUGAGUCACUGGAUAGUUUCGUGAAGGCUCAAAUAGUCAUAUACCAUCAGACGUCACCUCAAUAUAAAAACAUUGAUAACCAGGUUAUGGUAACUUUAGCUACAUUAUCAUUUUUCUGUCGAAGGCCAACAAUUCUUGCUAUUUUGGAGUUUGUAAAUGCUAUCAAUGUUGAGGAUCCAAGCUGUGAAUCUUUUGAGGACAACUCUCCUGUAGCUGGAGAGCAUACUUCCCCAAGAAGAGAUGGAUUUGAAGAUUCUAGGGAUGCAGCUGUCAAGGACAAUCUGCUGACAGAUAUUAAGGUCUUUCCGAACUCGUUCAGUAUUACGGCAAGUCUUGGAAAUUUACGAAUCAGUGAUGACAGCCUCCCAGACGACCAUAUGUACUUUUGGAUCUGUGAUAUGCGAGACCCUGGAGGAACUUCUUUUGUUGAGUUGGCUUUCACAUCAUUCAGUAUCAUUGAUGAAGAUCAUGAAGGUUUCGACUACUGCCUUUCUGGGCAGCUUUCUGAAGUGCGCAUUGUUUAUCUAAAUCGCUUUAUUCAAGAGGUUGCUGAAUACUUUAUGGGACUGGUGCCAAGUGAUUCAAAAGGGGUUGUCAAGAUGAAGGAUCAAAUUACGGACUCAGAGAAGUGGUUUACGACUAGCGAAAUUGAAGGAUCUCCUGCUCUUAAGUUGGAUCUAUCUCUUAAGAAGCCCAUAAUUGUUAUGCCUCGGCACACUGAUAGCCCUGAUUACCUGAAGCUAGAUAUUGUGCAUAUAACUGUGGACAAUACCUUUCAGUGGUUUGCUGGAGACAAAAAUGAGCUGAAUGCAGUUCACGUGGAAACUAUGAAAAUAAUGGUCAUGGAUAUCAACCUUAAUGUUGGUUCUGGAGCUGAAAUAGGUGAAAGCAUAAUUCAAGAUGUGAAGGGGGUUUCUGUAACCAUUAACCGAUCUCUGCGAGACUUGUUACAUCAGAUACCGAGCAUUGAAGUUUCUAUUGGGAUAGACGAACUAAGAGCAGCCCUCUCAAAUAGGGAAUACCAGAUCUUGACAGAGUGUGCACAGUCUAAUAUUUCUGAGCUUCCACAUACUGUGCCACCAUUGAGUGGUGACGUUGUGACAUCUUCAAGAAACUUACAUGAAACUCUUACUUCUGAGGAUACUAAUGCUGCUCAAACAGAGAAAACUGAUGCUUGGAUUUCAAUGAAGGUUUCUGUUGUCAUCAAUCUGGUGGAGUUGUGUUUGUAUGCUGGGACAGCAAGAGAUGCACCGUUGGCUGCUGUACAGAUCUCUGGCGGUUGGCUUCUCUACAAAUCCAAUACACACGAUGAGGGUUUCCUUACUGCAACAUUGAAGGGAUUCAGUGUUAUUGACAACCGUGAAGGAACUGAAAAAGAAUUCCGACUGGCUGUAGGAAGACCUGCAGAUUUAGAUUUUGGAGAUUCACAUUCUGUGACUGAUGAAGAUCAGGGUUUAACUCAGUCACAUGUAACCACGGGGAGUGGUAUUGGACCCUUUCCUUCGAUGCUCACUCUUGAUGCGCAAUUUGGUCAGUUGUCAACUUUUGUUUCCCUUUCUAUUCGAAGGCCACAGCUGCUUGUAGCUUUGGAUUUUCUACUGGCCGUAGUAGAGUUUUUUGUCCCUACUAUAGGCAGUGUGCUAUCAAGUGAAGAAGAUAAAAUCCUUAACAUGGUCGACGCAAUUGUCAUGGAUAAGUCUAUCUACAAGCAACAAACUGCUGAAGCGUUUCUUUCUCCUCUUGGUCCUUUGAUCGCUGAAGAUGAGAAAUUUGAUAACUUUGUUUAUGAUGAAUGGCCAAGUUUUGGAUUCAUGUAUCUCUUGGGAGCAUGCAGCAGCUAUUCUGUUUCUAGAGAGGAUGGGGUUGAGUUGGAAGUAUAUCAUAAAGCCCCACAACAAGACUUUGAGAGGAAGGAAGAUCCGGUUUCUCAAUCUCCCAGCACCACAACAGAGAGGUCCACGGAAAUGAUCAUUGAGUUCCAGGCUAUUGGCCCAGAACUUACUUUCUACAAUACAUCCAAAGACGUAGUGAAAACCCCAUUACUCUCCAACAAACUUUUGCAUGCUCAGUUGGAUGCUUUUGGCAGGGUUGUCAUAAAGAAUGAUAAAAUUGAAAUGAGUGCUCAUACGUUGGGUCUAACCAUGGAAAGUAAUGGAGUGAAAAUUCUGGAACCUUUCGACACCUCUGUUAACAUCUUGAGAUUGUUCAUAGCCGUUGAAGAAGACAUUUUAUCAUUUCUAAGGAUGACAUCCAGAAAAAUGACUGUCGUCUGCUCAGAGUUUGAUAAAAUUGGGACCAUCAGAAAUCCCUACACAGAUCAGAUAUAUGCAUUCUGGAGACCCAAUCCACCCCCUGGUUUUGCGAGUCUCGGCGACUAUUUGACACCAUUGGACAAGCCACCAACUAAAGGGGUUCUUGUUGUCAACACCAAUUUGAUGAGAGUUAAGAGGCCUUUAUCAUUCAAACUGAUUUGGUCACCUUUAGCUUCCGGGGGAUUAGCACCAAAGGGUUAUGUGGCAUUAAGCUGUGUGGCAUCAAGUGGAAGUACACCGCCUUCACUGGCCUCUGCCUUCUGCAUCCUAGCUUCUUCUGUUUCCCCUUGUUCUCUGAGAGAUUGUAUAGCUAUCAGCUCCACAGAUAUUUCUCAAUCAAGUUUAGCUUUUUGGCGCGUGGAUAAUUCUGUUGGCAGUUUCUUACCUGCAGAUCCCUCUACUCUCAACUUAUUAGGAAGACCAUAUGAGCUACGUCAUAUAUUAUUUGGAUCCACUGGAGUCUUGCCAAAAGAAUCCAGCUACGUGGAUGUUCGUACUACUCCUGAUAAUAAUAUUCAGCCCACACGGCCACAGCCACAGCCACUGAAUUCUGUUAACUCUGGUCAUCGAUUUGAAGCUGUUGCCACCUUUGAGUUGAUAUGGUGGAAUAGGGGCUCAGGCUCACAAAAAAAAGUUUCAAUAUGGCGACCAAUCGUUUCUGAAGGGAUGGCUUAUUUUGGAGAUAUUGCUGUUAGUGGGUAUGAACCUCCAAACUCUUGUGUGGUUUUUCAUGAUACUAGCGAUCAAGAGAUCCUCAAAGCCGCUGUUGAUUUCCAACUUGUUGGACGUGUCAAGAAACACAGGGGAGUAGAAAGUAUAUCUUUCUGGAUGCCUCAAGCUCCACCGGGUUUUGUUUCUUUGGGUUGCGUUGCAUGUAAAGGCUCACCGAAACCAUAUGAUUUCACCAAAUUAAGAUGCGCUCGUAGCGAUAUGGUAGCUGGUGAUCAUUUUGCGGAAGAAAGUUUGUGGGAUACCUCUGAUGUCUGGCAGAGGGUAGAACCAUUUAGUAUAUGGAGCAUAGGGAAUGAGUUGAAGACCUUUAUUGUACGUAGUGGUUUGAAAAAACCACCAAGGAGAUUUGCUUUAAUGCUAGCAGACCAGGGUUUGCCUGGGGGAACUGAUAACAUGGUCAUUCAUGCAGAAAUUGAGACUUUUUCUGCUGCACUAUUUGAUGACUAUGGGGGACUGAUGGUUCCAUUGGUUAACAUAUCUUUGAACAAUAUAAGUUUUGGAUUACUUGGCAAAACCGAUUACACAAAUUCAACCAUCAACUUCUCCUUAGCGGCCAGGUCAUAUAAUGAUAAGUAUGAAGCAUGGGAGCCUCUCAUUGAGCCUGCAGACGGAUUCUUAAGGUACCAGUUCAACCCUAGAUCCUUUGGCGCGGUUUCUCAGUUACGCUUGACAUCUACAAAGGACUUGAAUGUGAAUGUCUCAGUUUCAAAUGCCAAUACAAUUAUCCAAGCGUAUUCUAGUUGGAACAGCCUUAGCAAUAUCCAUGGAUACCAUAAAGAGAGAGGAGCACUUCCUCUAGUUGACAAUGGAAAAUCUGUCAUUGAAGUGCAUCAGAAGAAAAACUAUUUCAUAAUUCCACAAAACAAACUUGGGCAGGAUAUAUAUAUUAGAGCCACCGAAAUCAAAGGAUUUAAGGAUAUUGUAAAGAUGCCAUCUGGGGACGUGAGACCUGUAAAAGUUCCCGUCUUGACCAAUAUGUUGGAUUCUCACCUCAGAGGAGAAUUAUGCAGAAAUCCUAGAAUCAUGGUUACAGUUAUUGUGAUGGAUGCACAGCUUCCAAGAACUUGUGGAUUGUCUUCGCAUCAAUACACAGCAGUCAUACGCCUGUCUCCCAAUCAGACCUCCCCAGUUGAAUCAGUGCUUCGUCAACAAAGUGCACGUACUUGUGGAAGUGUUUCAAAUAUGUUGUCCUCUGAGCUGGAAGUGGUUGACUGGAAUGAAAUAUUUUUUUUCAGAAUUGACUCCCUGGAUGACUUUAUCUUGGAAUUAAUAGUGACAGACGUCGGAAAAGGUGCCCCAGUUGGGAAUUUUUCAGCUCCUCUAAAACAGAUAGCAGAAUAUAUGGACAACUUAUACCAGCACAAUUAUGCUAAUGACCUUGUCUGGUUGGACUUGUCUACAACUGAAACCAUGAGCAUGAACCAAGGGGAUCAAAGAAAGAACUGUGGAAAAAUAAGGUGCGCUGUACUGUUGCCAGCUAUAUCGAAAGUGGACCAAAGCAAAUCCUUCAGGGAAAAAAAAUCUGGAUUUCUUCAAGUAAGUCCUAGCAUUGAGGGUCCUUGGACGACAGUUAGGCUGAAUUAUGCUGCUCCUGCUGCUUGCUGGAGGUUGGGAAAUGAUGUGGUUGCAAGUGAAGUUAGUAUGCAGGAUGGAAACAGAUACGUAAAUGUCAGGUCUUUAGUUUCGGUGGAGAACAAUACUGACUUCCUACUUGACCUCUGCCUGCAGUCAAAAGUGAAUUCAAUUCCAGAUAUUCCAAUCGGGUUGCUGAAACCUGGUGAUACAUUACCGGUUCCCUUAUCAGGAUUGACACAGUCGGCAUCUUAUGUUCUGAAACUGAAAUGUGUAUUUCCUGAUGGGUCCGAUGAAUAUUCUUGGAGUUCUGUGGUUUCGAGGCCUGGGGGACCAGAGGUUUCUUGUGAAUCAGAGUCUGAAAUAUGUAUAUCGGCUCUUACUGAAUCCGAGCACUUGUUAUUUUGUACUCAGAUAAACAGUACUUCUUCCGGAGAUAAUCAAAAGUUGUGGUUCUGUUUGAAGACCCAAGCAACAGAAAUUGCAAAGGAUAUACGUUCGGACCCUAUUCAAGACUGGACCCUUGUGGUCAAAUCACCGUUUUCUAUAGCAAAUUGUCUUCCAUUUGGAGCUGAGUACUCAGUGCUAGAGGCGCAAGCCAGUGGUCAUUUUAUUUGUCGCUGUAGAGGUGUCUUUAGUUCUGGGGAAACUGUCAAGGUGUAUAGUGUUGAUAUAAGGAACCCUUUAUACUUUUCUUUGCUACCACAAAGAGGAUGGCUACCAAUGCAUGAAGCUGUCCUUAUAUCUCACCCCAAUGGUGUCCCUGCGAAGACAAUUGGACUAAGAAGUUCUGCCACUGGAAGGAUUGCUCAAGUAAUACUGGAGCAAAACUAUGAUGAACAGCAGAUAGUUUUGUCGAAGAUGAUCAGAGUCUACGCUCCGUUCUGGUUUUCGAUUGCGAGGUGUCCCUCGCUUACACUCAGGCUUUUAGAUCUGUCAGGGAAGAAGCAAACAAGAAAAGUUGGUCUUCCCUUUCGAAGUAAAAAAAAUGACGAAGUAGUCCUAGAGGAGCUUGGCAAUCAGCAACAUGGUCCUGCCAAAGAUCUUUCUGCUCUUGGUGACAUGGAUGGAUCUUUGGAUGUGGAUGCGUAUGAUCCCGAUGGAAAUUGCAUGCGGCUAUUUUUAUCUACAAAACCUUGCACUUACCAGUCGGUUCCUACAAAGAUCAUAUCUGUUCGACCAUUCAUGACUUUCACCAACAGGAUCGGUGAAGACAUGUAUAUUAAACUGAACAGUGCAGAUGAACCAAAAGUACUCCAUGCUUAUGAUUCGAGGGUCUCCUUUGUUUUCCAACCAAGUGGGAGAGAUGAACUCCAGGUCCGGUUAAGAGACACAGAGUGGUCAUUUCCCGUUCAAGUUACUCGAGAGGACACAAUUGUACUUGUAUUAAAGAGUCAAAAUGGUGCACAGAGAUAUGUGAAAGCAGAGAUACGGGGAUUUGAAGAAGGGUCACGUUUUAUAGUUGUAUUUCGACUAGGACCAAGCAACGGUCCUAUGAGGGUUGAAAAUAGAUCAACUGUCAAAAGCAUCAGUGUUCGGCAAUCUGGUUUUGGUGAAGAUUCGUGGGUUUUUUUGGAACCUCUUUCAACAGCAAAUUUUGCUUGGGAAGAUCCUUAUGGUCAGAAAUUCUUGGAUGCUAAGGUUGAAAGUGAUCACCGCUCUGGGGUUUUCAAAGUAGACAUGGAAAAAGGUGUUGUGGAUUCUGAAUUGUGUAGGGAGUUAGAAGUGAACUUUGAUGUUCAAGAAAUUGGUAACAUCAAGAUUGCUAGAUUCACCGAUGAUGAUAGUAAUUCACAGAGUCCUAAUGAAAUCAUAUCUUUGACAUCGGUUGGAAAUCAUGGAUAUUCUACUCCUCAGACACCUACAGAACACAAGACCACCACUCUGGAGUUUAUAAUUGAAAUGGGACUAGUGGGGAUCUCUCUUGUAGAUCACAUGCCUAAAGAGUUAUCAUAUUUUUACCUUGAAAGAGUAUUUGUAUCUUACUCCACUGGGUAUGAUGAGGGAAGAACUAGCAGGUUCAAAAUCAUUCUGGGUCAUUUACAGAUUGAUAACCAGCUACCUCUAACUUUAAUGCCAGUACUAUUGGCACCAGAUAACACUGGAGAUAGUCGUCAACCAGUGCUUAAGAUGACAAUUACAAUGUGUAACGAAGAAACUGAUGGCAUUCAAGUGUAUCCAUAUGUGUAUGUACGGGUAACUGAUAAUACCUGGCGACUAAACAUUCACGAGCCUAUCAUAUGGGCUUCAGCUGACUUCUACAAUAAGCUUCAGAUGGACCGUCUCCCCAAAAGUUCUAGUGUCGCGCAAGUUGAUCCUGAGAUACAUAUAAACCUCAUUGAUGUGUCGGAGGUAAGGCUAAAGGUCUCACUAGAAACAGCGCCAGCUCAGAGGCCUCAUGGAAUUCUUGGUGUUUGGAGCCCCAUUUUGUCCGCUGUUGGAAAUGCUUUCAAAAUUCAGGUUCAUCUAAGGAGAGUAAUGCACAGAGAUCGGUUUAUACGGAAAAGUUCAAUAGUUCCAGCCAUCGGGAAUCGCAUAUGGAGAGAUCUGAUCCACAAUCCCUUACAUUUGAUUUUCUCAGUAGAUGUUUUGGGUAUGACUAGCUCAACGUUGGCUUCUCUUAGCAAAGGGUUUGCCGAGCUUUCAACUGAUGGUCAAUUCAUGCAACUACGGGCCAAACAGGUUUGGUCGAGGCGGAUCACCGGUGUAGGUGAUGCAAUUGUUCAAGGAACAGAAGCCCUAGCACAAGGUGUUGCCUUUGGGGUAUCAGGAGUUGUUACGAAGCCUGUAGAGAGCGCCCGACAAAAUGGUAUUCUAGGGUUUGCCCAUGGGGUAGGACGUGCGUUCCUAGGAUUUAUCGUACAACCAGUGAGUGGUGCAUUAGAUUUUUUCUCAUUGACUGUUGAUGGAAUUGGAGCAAGUUGUACCAGAUGUUUGGAGGUUUUGAGCAACAGGACCGCCUUGGAGAGAAUUAGAAAUCCUCGUGCUGUUCAUGCUGAUGGUAUACUCAGGGAAUAUGAUGAGAAGGAAGCUAUAGGCCAGAUGCUCCUUCACCUAGCAGAAGCAAGUCGACACUUUGGCUGUACAGAAAUAUUCAGGGAACCCUCAAAAUUCGCUUUGACUGAUUGCUAUGAAGAGCAUUUCCUUGUUCCAUACAAACGCAUUGUCAUGGUGACCAACAAGAGAGUUGUGUUAUUACAGUGCUCUGAUCUGGAUAAGAUGGAUAAGAAACCCAGCAAAAUCAUGUGGGAUGUGCCUUGGGAGGAACUUAUGGCGUUGGAAUUGGCAAAGGCAGGUAGCCAAAGGCCCUCGCAUCUCAUACUGCAUCUGAAGAGUUUUCGGAAGUCAGAGAGUUUUGCUCAGGUUAUAAAGUGCAGCGUGCCAGAAGAAUUAGAUGGACUAGAACCUCAAGCUGUCCGAAUCUGUUCAGUAGUGCGCAAAAUGUGGAAAGCAUAUCAGUCUAACAUGAAAAAUCUUGUUCUCAAGGUCCCUUCAAGCCAGAGACAUGUGUAUUUUGCUUGGAAUGAGGCUGAUGGAAGAGACUCAAAAACAUACAAAAACAAAGCUAUUAUUAAAUCGAGAGAACUUUCUUCUUCAAGCUCUGUCUCAGAUGAUAGAAAGCUUGUCAAACAUAGUAUCAACUUCUCAAAAAUCUGGAGUAGUGAGAGAGAAUCCAAAGGUCGAUGUUCUUUGUGUAAAAAGCAGGAUUCUGAAGAUGGAGGAGUGUGCACUAUCUGGAGACCCAGUUGUCCAGAGGGAUUCGUGUCAGUGGGUGAUGUAGCUCACGUUGGUAGCCAUCCCCCAAAUGUUGCUGCUGUCUACAAUAACACCAAUGGAGUGUUUGCACUUCCUGUGGGUUAUGACCUUGUGUGGAGGAAUUGCUUAGAUGAUUACAUAAGUCCUGUAUCGAUCUGGCAUCCACGGGCUCCUGAGGGAUUCGUUUCUCCUGGAUGUGUUGCAGUGGCUGGUUUCAUUGAGCCAGAGCUCAACACAGUCUAUUGCAUGCCAACGUCUCUGGCUGAGCAGACUGAGUUUGAGGAACAGAAGGUUUGGUCUGCACCUGACUCGUACCCAUGGGCUUGUCACAUUUACCAAGUUCGAAGUGAUGCACUUCAUUUCAUGGCUCUGCGACAGACCAAAGAGGACUCCGAUUGGAAAGCAAUUAGAGUUCGAGAUGAUUACAGGUCCAUAGAAUCUGAAUCGGGAAAGAAUUUGCGUUUAGAAUGAAACUUUUCAGUGUUCACUUCUUUUUUUUUGGUUUUUGGGAAACUAGUACUUCAUGUAAAGAAGUAGACUUGCAAACAAAGAGAGCUUUUUUUGUUGGUUUUUUGUUUGGCGUGAAAAGAGAGCCUCUAUGUUGAUAUUUUUGUACAUUUGUGGAUACAAUUACUUGUGCAUUCUAGGAAGCAUGUAUCUGUACAAGUUCUUAUAUAACAGAAAUGUGUCUUAGUUUUAAUGAUAAUAAGAUUGUUAGAAGAUU